GGGACCCACCGACCGCCGCGGAGCGCCAUGGGCCGCGCAGGCGCGCGCUCCGCCUCGGCGCUGCUGCUGCUGCUGGUGCUGCUGCGGGCCGAGCGACCGCGGGGCGCCGAGCUCACCUUCGAGCUGCCCGACAGCGCCAGGCAGUGCUUCCACGAGGACGUGGAGCGGGGCGCCAAGUUCUCCCUGGACUACCAGGUCAUCACCGGAGGCCACUAUGAUGUCGACUGCUACGUGGAGGACCCCCUGGGGAACACCAUCUACCGGGAGACCAAGAAGCAGUAUGACAGCUUCACCCACCGGGCUGAGGUCAAGGGCGUUUACCAGUUCUGCUUCAGUAAUGAGUUUUCCACCUUCUCUCACAAGACCAUCUACUUUGAUUUUCAAGUGGGUGACGAGCCCCCCAUUCUCCCAGACAUGGGGAACAGGGUCACAGCUCUCACGCAGAUGGAGUCGGCCUGUGUGACCAUCCACGAGGCCCUGAAGACGGUGAUCGACUCGCAGACGCAUUACCGGCUCCGCGAGGCACAGGACCGGGCCCGGGCCGAAGACCUCAACAGCCGUGUCUCCUACUGGUCAGUCGGCGAGACCGUCGCCCUGUUUGUGGUCAGCUUCAGCCAGGUGCUGCUGCUGAAGAGCUUCUUCACAGAGAAGCGGGCUGGCCCCCGGGCGCCGCACUCCUAGGCCCGUGUCACGGGCUCCUGCCGGGCCCGAGGGCGACCGUGGGCUGGGGCAUCCCGCUGCUCACUCCUCGUACCCCAGUGGCCGGUGCCUCCAAGCCUGACGAUCCAGAGGCUUCUAGCCACGUUCCGUGGGGAACACCGAGAAAAGCGUGCUCUGGGCUCGGGGGGCCUGGUCUGGCCGGAGGAGGAGCCCCGGGUACCCAAGCCUCUUGGGGCAGUGCAGGGAGCCCCUCUGUCCACGGUGCGUGGGUUGUCGGGCCUGUGUGUGUCCUGUCCUCUGUGGACAAGGAGGGGCCGUCGUCUGGCUUGUCUCCGUGGAGCUCACUGGGUCUGUGGAGACAGGCCCUGAGGCGGCUUUGCAGAGACCCCCGCCGCAGGUGAGCAGCAGUGUCCUCUGUGGAGGCAGGAGCCUGGAGGCCAGGUGCCCGUGGUGAGCCGUGGGUCUCCCGGAUGCAGCCCUCUGGUCAGUAAAAGCUAAGUAGGAGCUCCA
This is a messenger RNA of Enhydra lutris kenyoni (northern sea otter), 1170 nucleotides long. Its product is annotated as transmembrane p24 trafficking protein 3. Bases 28 to 681 code for a protein of 217 amino acids. The record is from RefSeq and is a predicted model, not a curated record. Gene Ontology annotation, cellular component: COPI vesicle coat; Golgi apparatus; COPII-coated ER to Golgi transport vesicle. Gene Ontology annotation, biological process: endoplasmic reticulum to Golgi vesicle-mediated transport; Golgi organization; intracellular protein transport. The transcript has 3 exons. Lineage: Eukaryota; Metazoa; Chordata; Mammalia; Carnivora; Mustelidae.